Pelagomonas calceolata is the source of this 2352-nucleotide messenger RNA. NCBI's taxonomy places the organism in Eukaryota, Pelagophyceae, Pelagomonadales, Pelagomonadaceae. The record is from the annotation of a GenBank genome assembly.
AUGGUCAACAACAAAAAGCUAAAAGGCAAGCACCGCCAACAAAAAACGACGAACCUCUUCGUGCCGCCGGCCGCGCCGAAGCAGCCCGUGCCCAAAAAGUACGGCCUCGACUACUCGCGCUUCGACGUCGACAGCGACGACUCCGACGUUGAGCGCCAGGCGCUCGCCGCGCCCGAAACAUUGAGGAGGGGCCGCGCGCCGCCGCCGGACCCGAAGGCCGUCCGCGAUUUGGAACGCGAGCUCGGCGCCCACGUGUCGUCGCUCUCCGCGGCCGAGGCGUUGAGUGCUGCCCGAGCCGCGGAGAAGGAGAUGGACAAGCUCCGGCGCCAGCUCCAAAUGACGGCCAAGGUGUCGACGAAGAAGGCGUCGCAGCGCGAGACCGCCGCGCGCCGCGCCAUCGCCGAGGCCCGGGCCGAGCUCGAGGCGGCGCAGCGCGAGGCGGCCGACGCGCGGGCCAAAGCUAUGGAAGCGGCCGAGAGCGUCUCGAAACGCAGUAGUGACGUCGAGGCGGCCCAGCGCCGAGCUAAAGAACUGGGCGAGAAGUGCAAGGCGGCGACGGCGGCCAUCGACCCCGAGCAGCUGCAGGCGGGGCUCGCCCCGGACGCGCCUUCCGUGCAACCUGAAAAGGAGGUUUCGUAUGACGGCACGAUCGACGUCACCUCAACAAGGUUCGCGGGCCGCGAGGUCGCUCUGACCAUAUCGCUCGACCCGCUCCCGGACGAGGACGCGGGGUUCGUGGUCACGCUGCGGGACGCGGCGUUUCUGGACGAGGAGCCGCUCGCGUCGGAGUACGUGGAAGAGGACCUCAAAAUAUCGCUCUCCGAGGCCACGGCUGCCUGCGCGCACUACAGGCGCCAGGGCGACAAGCGCGCGGCGACGCGGUCGACGUGUCCCUCCCCGACGGUCCUGAGCUGCCGCCUCGAGACGCGGGCCGGUACGAUGCUCUGCGAGGCGCCGCGCGUCGUCCGCGUCGACUGGGCCGCGAAGGAAGCGGCCGUCUGGGCCGCGCCGUCCAUUUCCGCCGCGCCGCCGCCGCCCGCGGCCCCGAAGGCGCCUCCAGCUGCCGCGUCGGCCACCGUCGCGCCGCCGCCUCCCCCGAAGGCCGCGGCGGCCGUCGGCGGCUUCGCUUCCAAAGCGACCCGCCAGGCCCUGGCCCGCGCCGCGCCGCCCGCGGCGCCGCCUGUCGCCGCGCCUGUGCCUCCGCCAACGCCGCCGAAGCCGGCCGACCCACCGACGCCGCCCGCGCCGGCCGCCGCGCCGACAACAACAAAAACCAAAGAGCCCUAUACCUUCGCCGGCGGCCGCGUCGAGCACCUGCCCGGCAUCCGGACCUUCGUGCUCACGCUGCCCGACGGCCGCGGCGAGCUGAGCGUGGACGGCGACCGCGUCGAGCUCGCCUCGCCGACCACGCGCGAGACGCUGCGCCUGCCCGCGCAGUUGGAACCAAACAAAUGUCAGGCGUCCAAGGUCAAACAGGACGGCGCGAAAUUCCUACGCGUGCGCCUGCCGUAUUCUAGAUUGAGACGGCUCGCCCCCGGCGCGCGCGACGCCGAGGCCGCCACGGUUAUUUUUGAGGACCACGGCACAAUUACAGAACCGCCGGCGGCACCGGCCUGUAGGGCCUGCUCCGCGCCACUAGCCCCGCGCCGCGAGGCGACCGCGCGCGUCCGCGACGGCGACCUCGAGCCCGACGAGGUCGCCGCGGCGCUGUCCUGCGACACGGCCCAGCCCGUCCUGCAGAGCGCGGCGACCGUACCUAUUGAUGGAGAACGCUUCGUCGGGCGCUGCUCGAUCCGGCUCUGCGGCGCGGACACGUCGCUCCUAAAAAUCGGCGCGAAGACGCUCGAGGCGCCGCGGGGCUGCCACCAGCAGUGCGGCGGGCGGCUGGCGCGGCGGCUGGCGUGCCAGGCGUGUGGUACUCAUGUUGGGUAUGUUUUCGGCGGCGCCGACGCGGCGUUGUACCGCCACCGGCUUUUGGAUGAUGAUGCGUCAGCUACUGCGUUCGUCGCGUCCCUGCUCGCGCGGGAGGCCUCGGCGUCGAACGCGACGGCGUUUCGGUUAGUUUCCGGUCCUCAGUCGCUCGGCGUGCGCGUGCUGGCGACGGGCGGCCACGCGGCGGCGCUGGGCGCCGCGGCACCAGGUUCCGUCGUCGCGCUCGCGUCCACGCUCUCGUGCUCCUUCCGCCGGGACGUGGCGCCCGCGAGCACGUUGCUCGACGUGGCGCUGGAGGCCGACGAGCUCGAGGCCGUGGCCGCCGAGCUCGAGGCGGCGAAGAGCGGCGCGGCCGACGGCGCCUGGGCCCUGGCGACGUGGGCGCCGGCCGGCUUCGCGGACGCGGUCGGGGGGUUUUAA